Stylonychia lemnae is the source of this 1956-nucleotide messenger RNA. The record is from the annotation of a GenBank genome assembly. NCBI's taxonomy places the organism in Eukaryota, Ciliophora, Spirotrichea, Sporadotrichida, Oxytrichidae.
AUGAUAAGAUACUCGCAUCAAAGACGUAUCAGUACUGCUAAUUAAUCUUCAUAAAAACAAAUUAGAGGCCCAAUAAGACAAUCCAUAACAAAUCCAGAGUAUGUAAGCAUAAAUAGGACUCAGGAUAAUACAACUAAUAGUACCACUGCAACUAACACAAACAACCCAAAUCUGAAAUCUCAGACUUCAUUACUUCAAUCUAGGAUUAUUAAAAAAAAUAACUACUAAACUCCUUAAAAAAGCACAACUCAUUCUAAUCAUUUAAUUAACCAAGUAAUUAGAUACUCAAAUGAAUUUAUCUUAGAGACAUUUAUAAGACCAAAUGAUUAGCCACCUAAUCUUGAAAGGAUUAGGUCAAUCUGUAUUUACUUCGGAUUUAAGUUGCCUAAAAAUAUUAUUUCAGAUCCUUAGUAAGUAAAAUCAAAAGAAUUUUAGAUUUACGCCAAAGAAAGAAUACUUCAAAGAUUAUACGAUGUGAUAAACAAAGAAAAUUGUACUGAUACAGCUUAGAUUCACUAAUAGCAAUAAAUAAUGAGAAAAUUUUACGUGGGUAGGGGUAACAACUACUAAUUAGUUAGGUCAGUUUUUAAGUAAAGAUGGUGGUGGUAGCUUAACCCUGACGAGGACUUUGAGGCUGCUAAUUUUAUUUGGACAUCUUGGAGAAAAAAUGAUUUGAUUAGUGGCUUAAAGGCUAGAAAUCAUAAAAAUGAGAUAUGGACUGAUGGAAAGAUUAGAAUAUAUAAUAAACUAGAGGAUAAUUUUCAUCUUAGUAAUAAGAAAGCCUUAUUUUUUAAUAUGAGUUAGUACUACAAAUUGACUAACAGAGACCCUUUUGAGAUGCUUCCACUGACUUUUCAUAUUGAGCAUGGUCUUGAUGAUCCUGAAUUCGAUAAAUUCAAAUAGUACUUUGACUAAAUUGAAAAAGAAAGGCUAAAUAACAAAAGGAUAUUAGAAGAAAAAAAGCGCUAGUAUUAGUAGCAACAUUAGGAUGAUGAUUACGAUUCUGAAGAAGAGAUUGAUGAAGAAAAAUUUUAUAAAGUUAGGAUUCCGAAAAAUAUAUGGAUUAUGAAGCCAGGUGAAAAUUCUAAUAGAGGAACAGGAAUUUUUGUUUGUAAUACCCUAAAAGAAAUAAGAACUGAGAUAACCUCAUCUGCAAAGCAAUAGCAUACUCAUAUCAUACAGAAAUAUAUAGAAAGACCUCUACUUAUAAACAAUAGAAAAUUUGAUAUCAGAGUUUAUGGAAUGUUAACAUCUGUUAAUGGUAAUAUGAAAGGAUAUUUUUACGAGGAUGGUUACAUUAGAACAUCUUGCAAGGAAUUUAAUUUAGAUAAUCUGUAGAACCGAUUUAUCCAUCUGACAAAUGAUGCAGUAUAGAAAAAAUCUGAUGACUAUGGGAAGUUUGAAAAUGGAAACAAGGUUUCAUAUUAGAACUUUUAGAAGUAUUUAGAUACUAACCUUUCAGAUAAAAAUAUUAGCUUCUAAGCCCAAUUGCUCCCUCAAAUCAAGAUAGAUCCACAUAGAAGGUCUCACUGCUUUGAAAUAUUUGGCUAUGAUUUCAUGAUAGAUGAUGAGUUUAGAGUUUACUUAAUCGAGGCAAAUACGAAUCCGUGUCUAGAACUCUCCUGCCCACUUUUAGCAAGAAUUAUUCCUGCCAUGUUAGAUAGUGCAUUUAGGCUGUCUAUUGACCCACUUUUCCCUCCACCAGAUUUUAACAUGGCAAAGAAAAAUACUUUACAUGAAAUUAUGCCUAUCAAUAAGUUUGAAUUAGUGUUUGAUGAACGAAUAGAAGGUGAAAAACUAAGAGAGAUUCUAAAAAAUCAAGAAGAGAUGAAAUUAAAAAUUGAUGCCAAUGAUGAAUUUGAGGAAGAGUCUCAAAAUUCCGAUGGAUCUGAUCAUUAAAAUGAGAUUCUUCAAGAAGAUGUCAGUAAUAUACAAUACUUUAAUGAAGACGAAUGA